UUGUUUUCUUGUCUGCCUGUACCAGUUGGAGAUGGACGAGCAAACUGGGUCGUCGUCGUCGUCGUCCUCGUCCAGUGCCGGUUCUGCGCUCGGCGUGCUGGAGCACCCGUUCCUCAAGGUGCCGUACGAGUCGCUCAACAGGUCCUUCCGCAACUCGCAGAAGCUGCUCGAGAAGGAGAUGGCGCACGUCGUUGCGACCUACGCCGACCUGCAGAAGCGCGCCGACGCAGCCAACCCCGCCUCGCGCCUCAGCGGCUCAGCGGCUGUCCAGGGCAUCGAGAACGUUGUGGCGCGUCUGCACAAGCUCAAACGCAAGGUCGAAGAGGUGCUGGGCAAGGAGGACCAGGACAUUCAGCGCUGCAAAAUCCGGCUCGACCAUCUGCAGCAGCAGCAGAGCGCCAAGACAAUCGGUGCUCCAGACCAGCAGCUCAUUUGGAACAUGACGCGACUCGAUCGAGUCAUUGUCGACCACUUGCUGCGGGAAGGUUAUGUCGAGACAGCCAACAAAUUUGCGACCGACAAUGGCAUUCUGGACUUGGUCGACGUCGACGUCUUUCUCGAAUCACGCAGCAUUGAAGAGGCCUUGCAGCGUCACGAUUGCACUGCUGCUCUGGCGUGGUGCAACGUCAACAAGUCUCGCUUGAAAAAGUCCGAGAGCGACUUUGAAUUCCACCUGCGUCGACAAGAAUUCGUCGAGCUGCUGCGAAGUGGCAAGCGCGCCGAAGCCAUUGCUCAUGCGCGCAAGCACAUGUCUCCGUUUUCUGACACCAACAUGCGCGACAUCCAAACUGCCAUGGGGUGCCUGGCCUUCCAACCCUCGACAGACUGCGACAGUUAUAAGCGACUGUUCGACUCGUCUUGUUGGAACGAUCUUGUCGAAGAGUUCCGACAUGACAGCUUUAUGAUCCACAGUCUUACAUCCCAAUCGCUUUUGAGUAUUUCGCUCCAAGCGGGUCUUUCAGCGCUGAAGACACCAAUGUGCUAUCAACACGAGGACAAGAAUCCAAACUGCCCUGUGUGCUCCACAACAAUCAACGAUUUGGCCCGAGAUUUGCCCUUCUCCCACCGCACUCAGUCGUGCAUUGUGUGCCGUAUUUCUGGCGAAGUCAUGAACGAGCACAAUCUCCCCAUGGCUCUGCCAAAUGGCAACGUGUACAGUUUCACGGCGCUUCAGGAAAUGGCACGCGCCAACAAUGGCAUCAUCACAGAUCCCCGCACCAAGCAAACCUACUCUGUCAGCGAGUUACGAAAGGUGUUUGUGCUGUGAGUGUGCCAAAGUUAUCGAAAUACACGCGAAUCCCCAACAACGACAGUACAA
Messenger RNA from Capsaspora owczarzaki ATCC 30864, 1318 nucleotides. Its product is annotated as macrophage erythroblast attacher protein. NCBI's taxonomy places the organism in Eukaryota, Filasterea, Ministeriida, Capsasporidae. Gene Ontology annotation, biological process: proteasome-mediated ubiquitin-dependent protein catabolic process. The transcript is spliced from 7 exons. The record is from RefSeq and is a predicted model, not a curated record. Gene Ontology annotation, cellular component: GID complex; nucleus; cytoplasm. Gene Ontology annotation, molecular function: protein binding; ubiquitin protein ligase activity. Bases 32 to 1267 code for a protein of 411 amino acids.